AUGGGAUUAAACUUUAAAUAUGGAGGAAGUUUGUUACGAAAAAGGAAAAUAAUGCUAGAGCACAGUAUUCUUACAAUUUCACAUUUUGGCAUCAUCCGCUUCCCUCCACCAUAUAUACCAAGCUCAAGCCGAAGCUCAAACUCCACCUCCUCUGUCACAAUCCCUCCCUCCUCUUUCUCUUACUCCAGGCGGUGGUCUGUUCUGUUCCAAAUCAUUAAAUUCGCCAGAGUUUUACUACCAGCUCAUAAACGGAACCCACAUUCCCCAUUCGGUCAACCCAGAUCAGAUCUGAAUACUGUUCGUUCGUGUGCAAAAUGAAGGGAGUUAUAAUGCUCUGUUCCAUGGCUCCACUGGUUUUGGUUCUGGGACUUCUUCCUCUUGCUUUGGCCGGCCAUGACUAUGGCCAAGCGCUGAGCAAGAGCUUCCUCUUCUACGAAGCUCAGAGAUCCGGGUUUCUCCCCUCUUCUCAGAGAGUCCAAUGGAGGGGGCAUUCCGGUCUCCUUGACGGGAAAGCUAAUGGGGUGGAUCUGGUGGGGGGGUACUAUGAUGCAGGGGACAAUGUGAAAUUUGGACUGCCAAUGGCUUUCACUGUGACGAUGAUGUCCUGGAGUAUAAUCGAGUACGGCAAACAAAUGGCUGCCGCCGGUGAGCUUCAUAAUGCUAUGGACGCUGUUAAAUGGGGUACCGAUUACUUCAUUAAAGCUCACCCUCAACCUUAUGUUCUCUAUGGAGAGGUCGGAGACGGCGAUUCGGAUCAUUACUGUUGGCAGAGGCCGGAGGACAUGACGACUUCGAGAGUCGCUUACAAAAUCGACGCGAACAACCCGGGAUCCGAUCUAGCCGCCGAGACCGCCGCCGCCAUGGCCGCCGCUUCCGUCGUCUUCCGCCACAGCAAUCCUGCUUACUCAAACGAGCUGCUCCAACACGCCUACCAGUUAUUCGAAUUUGCGGACAAGUACAGGGGCAAAUAUGAUAGCAGCAUCACAGUGGCCAGGAAUUUCUACCAAUCUGUUAGUGGGUAUAAGGAUGAGUUGUUGUGGGCAGCUGCCUGGUUGUACAAGGCUUCAAACAACCAAUUUUACCUCAACUACUUGACCGAUAAUGGAGAUGCAUUUGGAGGGACAAGUUGGGCCAUGACUGAGUUUGGAUGGGACGUCAAAUAUGCUGGUGUUCAAACUCUUGUGGCAAAGUUCUUAAUGCAAGGAAAUGAUGGAGGGCAUGCAUCAGUUCUCCAGGAAUAUCAGAAGAACGCUGAAUCCUUCAUGUGUUCAUGCUUAGGAAAAGGGAACAGGAACGUUCAGAGGACACCGGGAGGCCUCCUUUUCCAUCAGAAUUGGAACAACUUGCAAUUUGUUACCAGUGCUUCCUUCCUUCUCACUGUCUAUUCUGACUAUCUGUCAUCAGCUGGCAAGACACUCAAGUGUGGUUAUGGAGCUGAUGUUAGCCCUUCUGAGUUGAUUUCCUUUGCUCAAUCACAGGUGGACUACAUUCUCGGGGACAACCCAAGAGCAACUAGCUACAUGGUGGGCUAUGGAAACAACUACCCGAAACAAGUUCACCACAGAGGGUCUUCUAUUGUAUCCAUUAAAGAAAAUUCUGCAUUUGUUAGCUGCCGAGGUGGGUAUGCGACCUGGUAUAGCAGCAAAGGAAGUGACCCUAAUCUUCUCACUGGUGCUAUUGUUGGUGGACCUGAUGCCUACGACAGCUUUGCUGAUCACAGAGACAACUUUGAGCAAACAGAACCUGCCACUUACAACAGUGCUCCAUUAAUUGGUGUUUUGGCUCGUUUACAUGCUGGUCAUAAUGGCUAUAGCCAGCUUCUUCCAGCUGUUCACCAUCAACCUAAGCCUGCUUCACAUUCACCUGGUCCACAUUCAUAUGGUUCACACUCACCUGCUACACGGAGACCUACCCGGACUCCUCCAGCUUCUUCUUCAGCUCGGUUUUGGAUCCAUCAGACGGUGACCAAAUCAUGGGUUCAUGGAGGGAAAAGAUACAACAAGUACUUGGUAACUGUGACCAAUAAAUCAGGCAAGACGGUCAAGAAUUUGAAGAUCUCUGUAUCUAAGCUCUAUGGUCCUAUUUGGGGUCUCACAAAGUAUGGACACUCCUAUUUCUUCCCAUCAUGGCUUAAUGCUUUGCCGUCUGGAAAGAGCCUGCAGUUCGUCUACAUCCAUAGUAGUGGUUCUUCUGCUCAAGUCUGGGUGUCUGGUUACCGCAUCUAAUUUACUAAAACAAGAAAAAGAAACAGAACUCCAAAGCAGCACGAUUUUUAUAUAAAGCUGUGUAGGGUGUCUGUUUCUGUCCUGUCUAUUUCUGUUUGCAGUGUUUUUUCAAGUCAUUGGUGGUUUGCAAUAUGUGUAGGAGGGGGUAUGGGAGAAGAAAGGAGUGAAGAGAGGAAUUUAAAAUGAGUGCUCAUCCUCUUUCUUCUCCUUGUGUGGUGGUUAGUGUCUUAGUGAGAUAUAUAUAUAAAUAGUUUUGAGAAGUGAGACAAGCUGACUUCUCAAGAAAAAAGAAAUAUGUAGUCUUCGUUUCUCUUUUGUUAACUCUUCUGCGGUGUAAUGUUGCAAUUUCUACAACAUUUCCUUCUUUCAUCAAGUUAUAUAUGAUUAUGAGUACACUUUGAACUUUGAGCACAUUAAUUUAUCUGCUGCUUAUUGAAUAUGUGUGAUGUAUAAG
Molecule: messenger RNA, 2679 nt
Organism: Cuscuta epithymum
Lineage: Eukaryota; Viridiplantae; Streptophyta; Magnoliopsida; Solanales; Convolvulaceae
Source: the annotation of a GenBank genome assembly